AUGUUCGACUUUGAAAAACUAAUAAGCGAAGUUCAGUCAAGGCCUUGUUUAUGGGAUAUUGGCUCAAACGAUUACCACGACAAGCCAAUGAAAAUGUUGGCAUGGAAUUCUGUGGCUGCCGCUAUGUAUCCGAAUUGGGAAGAACUUUCAACGGCUCAAAAAGAGGAAAAAGGUAACAUAUAUUUAAUUAAUGUGAAUAAAAACAAAUUACAGUAA
Molecule: messenger RNA, 216 nt
Organism: Macrosiphum euphorbiae (potato aphid)
Lineage: Eukaryota; Metazoa; Arthropoda; Insecta; Hemiptera; Aphididae
Source: the annotation of a GenBank genome assembly